GGGAAGCGAGGAGGUAGAACUAACAUUUGAGCAGUGCGCUGUGUCUUUUUUUAAAAAAAAAACGUGGGAUCUGUCGAGAGGCGCCGGACUUUCAAUGGGAGAAAUUAAAAGUCACAAAAAGAGGAGGAAAAAAAAAAUCCACUUGACCCUGUGCUUCUUUGCUCUCACACUCCUGGUGGAUCCUGUGAGGAGUGACCCCGAGCUCCUGCUGCUUGUUUAAAAGGUCGGCAGUACGUGAUGCUCUGUUUCUUGGUGGGACGUGGGCCAUCCUGUUGAUGCCAAAUGGAAGACCUUGAGUUUGAUACAAUGCGGGAGACAUUAUCCAAUUUCUCAAAUUCAUCCAGUGACCUGACUGCUAGCAUCAACAAAACCUGCUCCUUGAACAAGGGUUUCCAGUUUUACUAUCUGCCCAUCAUGUACAUUAUUGUGUUCGUCAUUGGAUUCAUUGGAAACAGUGUUGCGCUCUGGAUGUUCAUAUUCUACAUGAGGCCUUGGAGCAGCAUCACUGUAUACAUGUUUAACCUUGUCCUGGCCGACCUCUUCUACGUCUUCUCUCUGCCGGUUUUAAUAUUUUAUUACUUCAACAAGACCGACUGGAUCUUCGGGGGGACGCUGUGCAAACUGCAGAGGUUUAUUUUCCACGUUAACCUAUACGGGAGCAUCUUGUUUCUGACCUGCAUCAGUGUCCACAGGUACAUGGGGGUAGUCCACCCCAUGAAAUCACUGGGCAGGUUGAAGAAAAAAUCUUCCAUUAUUGUGUGUGCGUGUGUGUGGGUCAUAGUAAUGGCUGGUAUCGCCCCAAUUCUGUACUUCUCUCGAAUUGGGCUAAGGAAGAAUAAAACAAUGACAUGCUACGAUACGACAUCUAGAGAGCUCCUGCACACUUACUUCAUUUACAGCAUGCUCACUACAUUCUUUGGUUUCUGUGUCCCCUUCGCCACCAUUCUGGUCUGUUAUGGAUUUAUAGUGAAGGCGCUAAUAUUUAACGACAUGAAGACACCUCUCCGGGGCAAGUCCGUGCGUCUCGUUAUCAUUGUGCUGGCAGUCUUUGCUGUCGCCUACCUCCCCUUCCACGUGAUGAAGAAUUUAAACCUUCAGUCCAGACUUUAUUACCAGGGGUCAGAGACGUGCGGGUGGAACAAGAGAGUCUACGCCACCUAUCAAGUGACCAGGGGUCUGGCCAGCCUCAAUAGCUGCGUGGACCCAAUCCUGUACUUUCUGGCAGGAGACACUUUCAGGAGGAGGUUUACUAGCGCAGCCAAUAGAUUCAUGUCUCGACGAGGCGAGACCAAUCUACAGUUUCGGAGUGAAGACAGUCCACUUAAUGUUGCAUCAAACAUUUCACAAAACGGAGACACCUCUCUCUGAACUUACUGUUGUGUUGGUGAAUUUUAUUGAUUUAGGUUUUGAAGGUACAGGAAGAAUUGUGUUUGAGAAUGUCUCAAUUUAAAGCUUUGGUCUAUUAUAGGAUAUAAUACAGAAUGAAGUACCCAACAAUCAUAAGUUCAUGCAUACAGUUUGUACCUAACUGUUUAUCUUCCAAAUCAAUCACAGCUGAAUCUGAAAUUUUAAUUUUGGAGCAAGGAUUAUUUUUUUCAUCAUUUGGAAAGUCAUUUAUUUUGUUCCUCCAUCUCUUUCCAACGUGCGCAUUAGUUAGUUUUCAGUGCCCCAGUGCUGUUAUGAAAUCAAAACAGAGGAAGCAUGCUAGAGUAGCUCUGGGGUGACUGUCUCCAUGGGGAAGUUACUCACAGCUGCUCACCGCCCCUCCCAGCCACCAUGACUUGGCAGAAAUCUGGAACCCAACCGAUAUGAGCAAAAAUGAUCCUGAACUUGAGAGUUUCCAGAUGUUUCUCCUGACGGUCAUCCUGACACUUCUAUAUGAUAGGACAGACGGCCAAGUAGGGCCACGCCAAUCUUGAAUCCGGUUCCUAACUAAUUGCAAUGGAGGUUCUUCACGGUUCUUUACAGGUCAUUUCGGGGAGAGCUGAUUUUCUUUUUGACAUAAAACGCUCAAGCUUGGGCAUGGGCAGUAAGCUGGCCACCAGCUGCAUGCUCCGCCCAAUUUGCAGCUCCACUAAAUGCGAUGGAAAGCAAAAUUGGAUAUUGGCUGAAGCCAUUCCACAGCCUCCAGCCUACCGCCAGUCAAUUCCGGUUGGACACGUUCCUGUGCCCAGCGCCAACAACCCUUGCCAUUGGCUGCCCAACACGUCAAUCCUCAUGGAGCCCCAUCUUCCCAGGGCCAAUUGGAAAGCCAGCACACUCUUUGUUACCCGACUAGCUGAUUCUUCAUUCUCAGUCAAACGGCCUUUUUCUCUUCAUCACCAAAACGGUUAUAACUGGAAACAAAAGUGUUCCAAAAUAUGAAAAAGAAACAAAAACAAAAACAGAAUUACCUGGAAAAACUCAGCAGGUCUGGCAGCAU
This is a messenger RNA of Carcharodon carcharias (great white shark), 2422 nucleotides long. It is a transcript of the gene p2ry1, whose product is annotated as purinergic receptor P2Y1. NCBI's taxonomy places the organism in Eukaryota, Metazoa, Chordata, Chondrichthyes, Lamniformes, Lamnidae. Gene Ontology annotation, molecular function: G protein-coupled ADP receptor activity; A1 adenosine receptor binding; G protein-coupled ATP receptor activity. The transcript is spliced from 2 exons. Gene Ontology annotation, biological process: phospholipase C-activating G protein-coupled receptor signaling pathway; platelet activation; relaxation of muscle. Bases 283 to 1368 code for a protein of 361 amino acids. The record is from RefSeq and is a predicted model, not a curated record. Gene Ontology annotation, cellular component: plasma membrane.